AUGUUCAAUCCAAAUGCAACAUAAUAAGGUUUAUUCGGAAAUUAACCUCCUUAAACAAAUUCCAUAUUCUCUGCACCUGCUGCUCAAUAAUCAAAUAACCUCUUUAACAAUCCAUAAACAACGCAAUAAAAUAAUAUGAUGUUUGGAUAGACAAAUACUUAAACUUAACAAGGGAUAGGUGGAUUUGGAUAAACAUCAUUAUUAGGAUAACCAGCUCAAAAUUAAGGUUUAUUUGGUCCUACAUCAACGACAACUCCUAACCUAUUUGGAAACACAUAACCAGCCUUUGGAUAAUAACCUAAUUUAUUUGCUACCACGCCUUAAUAAUAGUAACCAGGAAUGAUGUAGAAUGGUCUAUAAUAUCCUCAAUAAAAUUAGAUUCAAACUUUAAUUAAUGAUUCUAAUGCCUUUAAAGAAAAAUAUAAUGCAUUGACUCUAAAGAUCGGUGAAACAGAAAAAACCUUUAUUAAUCAACCUGCUUAAAACUAAUAAUGGUAAUAAAUGAUCUAGCCAAUUUCUCAAAUAGUCUUUCAAAUUGAUACCAAAUCUGUUCUAGAUACUUCUGAAUAGAUUUUAGCUGGUUAAAAGGAUUUGUCUAAAAAUCUAAAUGAAUACAUUUCGACUGUUGGAUUGGUUUAGAAAAUUACAGAGGAUGGGCUUGAAGUCUUAAAAAAAGAAGAGGCUCAAUGCAAUGAUUAUUAAAAAGCUUAACAAACUAUGAAGGAAUCAUAUGAUCAAUUAUCCGGCACAGUUAGACUUAAUUAAUAGUUUUCUGUUCCCUAAAAAUAUUAAGAACAACUAAUUAUUCAAUAAUAUGAAUAAUUAGAUCGAUUGACUAGCACUGUUAAUAAUAUGAUCAAGUAUUACGAAAAACAACCAAAUAUGGACGUAGAUGAAGCCUUGCAAUAUAAAUUAAUGCAUCUUUAAACUUUGUCCAAUUACUAAUGUAUGCUUUCAUCAAGAAUCAGAAAUAUUUAAGAAAAAAUUUCUACAUUCUAAACCAAAACCUAUUCUUAAAUUAUGCCAGAUAAAAAGAUUGAUGAAUUCUAUACCAUCGAUACACACAAAGAUCUGCUAGAUCAAAUAAUUGCAGAAAAAAUUUGA
This is a messenger RNA of Paramecium tetraurelia, 1104 nucleotides long. RefSeq lists its product as uncharacterized. The transcript has 3 exons. NCBI's taxonomy places the organism in Eukaryota, Ciliophora, Oligohymenophorea, Peniculida, Parameciidae. The record is from RefSeq and is a predicted model, not a curated record.